AUUCGAUCACAACAACAUAAAGUUGGCGGCUGUGUAAGUUUUCGACAAUCUGAUUUAUUCAAGUUAUUUUUAUUCUGUAAUAUUAAUUUUAAAUUUUUAUAAUUUGACAUGGAGACAGAUGCACAUAUGAUGUCUCAGCAAUAUGCACAAGCUCAACCACCACAAAUACAACAUCCACCAGCUCCACAGCCAACUCGAGAAAUGCAACAGACUACUGCACCAACAUCAGCAGAUGCCUGUUUAAGUAUUGUUCAUAGUUUAAUGUGCCACCGGCAAGGAUGGGAAAGUGAAGGAUUUGCAAAACGAGCUAUUGAGUCAUUAGUGAAAAAACUAAAGGAAAAAAGAGAUGAAUUAGAUAGUCUCAUAUUAGCCAUAACAACCAAUGGCUCUCAUCCUAGUAAAUGUGUUACUAUUCAAAGAACAUUGGAUGGAAGAUUACAAGUUGCUGGUAGAAAAGGAUUUCCACAUGUUAUUUAUGCAAGAAUAUGGCGUUGGCCAGAUCUUCAUAAAAAUGAACUCAAACAUUUAAAAUAUUGUCAGUAUGCAUUUGAUUUGAAAUGUGAUUCAGUGUGUGUAAAUCCUUAUCAUUAUGAAAGAGUUGUAUCACCGGGUAUAGAUUUAAGUGGUUUAACAUUGCAAAGUGGUUCAUCAACAAACGGUUCGGGGAGAAUAAUUGGACUUAGAGAUGAAUAUACUGCUGGAGGAGGAGGAAUGUCCCCAUCUCCACCAGGUUCUAGUCAGGUUAGUAGUUCCAACAUGGACAGUGACGUAUCAGGUAAUAGUCCAGCUGUAACUGUACAACAUCAUUUGCCUCCCAUGUAUCAUCAACCAAAUACAAGCUCUGAUGUAUCUCAAUCACCAUCUGUAUCUCAACCUCCAGGAAAUAUUGAUAUGUUUCGAUCUACACAACAACAGCAACGCCCAAGUCAUCCAAUGGGUAUAAAUUCUCAAGUACAGGUUAAGACCGAAUCAUGUAACAGUUGGAUGUCAGGAACACCUUCACAUGUAUCCCCUAAUAGACCUCCCAACAUACCAUUACAAAAUACAAAUAUGUUUAGUGGACAAAAUGAAGACAAUUUGUUACCUAGUCAAACAAUUACUCCUCAUGAUUACCAAGGACCAGCAGCCUCAAUGCCUGGUACAACAACAGGUAACCGAACUGUUCAAAGUACUCUUACAUAUACACAUUCAAUGCAACCUCCGCAUCCUACAUUCUGGGGAGUAUCUGAAAUGGGUUUAAGUGGAUUAUUGUCUUCACAGCCAGCCCCCGAGUAUUGGUGUUCAAUUGCUUAUUUUGAAUUAGAUACUCAAGUUGGUGAAACAUUUAAAGUUUCAAGCACUUGCCCACAUGUGACUGUUGAUGGUUAUGUUGACCCAUCUGGAAGUAACAGAUUUUGUUUAGGCGCUCUGAGUAAUGUACACAGAACUGAACAGAGUGAAAAGGCAAGAUUACACAUUGGUAAAGGUAUUCAACUGGAUUUGAUAGGAGAAGGAGAUGUUUGGUUAAAGUGUCAAAGUGAUCAUUCGGUUUUUGUACAAUCUUAUUACUUAGACAGAGAAGCUGGCCGAGCUCCAGGAGAUGCUGUACAUAAAAUCUAUCCUCAUGCAUAUAUUAAAGUGUUUGAUUUAAGACAAUGUUAUAGGCAAAUGCACCAACAAGCUGAAACUGCUCAAAAUGCUGCUGCAGCUCAAGCAGCUGCUGUAGCAGGACAUUUAGCUGGACCACAUAGUGUUGGUGGAAUUGCACCUGCUAUUAGUUUCAAUGCUGCUGCUGGUAUUGGUGUAGAUGAUUUAAGGAGGUUAUGUAUAUUAAGGCUAAGUUUUGUUAAAGGAUGGGGUCCUGAUUAUCGACGUAGUAGUAUUAAAGAAACUCCCUGUUGGAUUGAAGUUCACCUACACAGAGCAUUGCAACUUUUAGAUGAAGUAUUGCAUUCUAUGCAAAUUGAUGGUCCUUCAAGAGCCUAAUAAACAAGUUUACAUAAUUUAAGUUCAAGUGUAGUAAGUUAAUUUUAAACAUAAAGGAACUGGUACUUUGUUCUGAUGAACGAAAGCUUAUUUGAAAGUUAAAUUUACUAAGUACUGGUAUUUGGUAUUUUGUAAAUUUUUAGAAGACCUUAGUUAAGGUUUUUUCUUUAAUUGCCUCAAGGAUUUUUAAUUUGUUUAAAUAAUGUCGAGAAAAACUUAUUAAUAUUGACUUAAUUAAUUAUAAACACUUACAGAAGAAUCUAUUAUCAUCCUUGUUUAUUGCAAGAUUUUUAAUAUAAAGAUUCAAUUUAAAUUAUUUUUAUAUAUUUAUUCAUUUAAAUUGAAUGGACUAUUGUUUUAUUUUUUAUGUUAAUUUAUUUUGCGUUGGGAAAGAAAAAUAAAGGUAUUUUCAUACCCUCCAAAAAUGUUUGUUGUGUGUAAAUAUUUGAUUCUGUGUUACUUGUUACUCAUUUUUGCAUCAGUAUUUUAAUGUAAUAAUUUUCAAAUUAUGUUACUUAAAAAAAUAAUACAUCUCUUAAAUGAUAGAGAACAAUUUUGCUCAUUUUAUUUAGGUGUUAAUUUUUUUACUACCUCAUCUCUUAUUUUUUAUGUUUAAUGUUUAGAAUUGUAUCCUAUGAGCCUUUAAAUUUAAGCUUUAAUAAAUAUAAUUAUGCUGCUAUUUUUUAUAAACUAUAAUUUUUAUGGAUUGUAUUUAAUCAAUUAUAAUGUUCAUAGUUUUCCUACCAUUAAAAAUUAAUUAGGGGUUAACUUUGUAAUUUUAUGUUUUAUUUACCAUUGUUUAUUUUAUUUCAUUUUUUGUAAAUUUUCGAGAGAUUUUAAACCAUAUGAAUGUUUUUUAUUUUAUUUUUCUAUUCUAUUAAUGCAGUUACCAUAACUGAUUUUUUUCUGCUGAAUACUAUUUUUCCAAAUGUAAAUGUUUUAUAUAAAUGGAGAUAUCUAUUUU
Molecule: messenger RNA, 2929 nt
Organism: Daktulosphaira vitifoliae (grape phylloxera)
Lineage: Eukaryota; Metazoa; Arthropoda; Insecta; Hemiptera; Phylloxeridae
Gene: Med
Product: mothers against decapentaplegic homolog 4
Exons: 13
Coding region: 109-1965 (618 amino acids)
Biological process (GO): SMAD protein signal transduction; anatomical structure morphogenesis; cell differentiation
Cellular component (GO): heteromeric SMAD protein complex
Molecular function (GO): I-SMAD binding; RNA polymerase II cis-regulatory region sequence-specific DNA binding; DNA-binding transcription factor activity, RNA polymerase II-specific
Source: RefSeq, a predicted model, not a curated record